UUAUAAAUAAUAAUCCCAUUCCUCAGACAGACACAUCGCUGUCUCUUGGCUUUACUAAACAAUAAUGCGAGGCUCAUCAUGACGAAAAUUCGAAUUAAAAACUACUUUUGAUACACUUUGAAAAAGCAACUGUUGACAUCAAUAGGCUACGAUUCCUGAGAGUGGAUAUGUGGAUACACUUUCUCUUGUCUUCAGGUAAUAAAUUAAAUCUGGUAUAUGGAUCGACGCAAGUUAUUUGUGCAAAGAAUGUGAAGGUAAAAACACAUUUUGUUUUAAUAAAAUCAAAUGUUGCAUUAAUGCAUAGUCAAAAAUGUGUUACUUCAUUGAUUUCGCUAUAACCUUAUGACAGUGUAUAUUCUUAUGUGAGUCUAAUUACUUGCCUGCAGCCUCUCUACAACCCUACUUAUUGUUAGUCUUUCUUAUUCGUUCAUGAAUGGGACAAGGGGCAUCGUCACAUUGUUGUAUAUUCACAACCAGUAAAUGGUUUGCUUAUCUAUAAACAUCUGCAUGAAAAUGUUAUCACAAUUAUUCUCAAUAGCCUGUACUUUUUUAUUAAUGAAAAACAAACAUGUCGAAUAGGCCUAUAGGUUCUUGUAAUUUUUUUAACCAAAUGUACAGAUAUAUUAAUUAUCAAAUGGAAGGGUUAUGUACUGUUUAUCUAUGAGAGCAAAACAUAGUCAUGUACAGUUCUAUAGAUUGAUUCAACAAAUCAAUCUUGUCUUGAGAGAAUAUAACUACCUUGAUGCAUAAUUAAUUGAAUCAUAAUUUUGAAACGUAAUUACCCCUUAAUUGAAAGGAAAGAUUGACCUACAUAGGCUACUUAAUGCAAUGUUUUUUUUUAUCCUGGGGGCAGCACAGAAGGUUAGAUAUGGGUCUCAUUAAUUUGUCAUCGACUGUUAAUUCUCUCACUAUUGUCUGAGACACAUCUGCUGGAGAGUCAGCUGGCUGAUACAGUAGGGAUGUCAAUAAUGUCACCCAGCAACCUACCCACAUCACCCACAGUUAAAUACAUACACGUUUGCCAUCCCCCGAGUCACAAUUAAACUAAAUAAUAAAAAGUAUUGAUCAUUUCUAAAUUGUCUGGAACUUUUUUCUCUAGAUACUCAUCUUAUGUUACAUAAUUUACCUUCAACUGGACAGCCAUGAAGUCUGCUCUGGAUGGAAUAGCUGACACCACUUUCCGAACAAUAACUAAUGGUUUGCAAUAUCUUGGCUCCAACGAUGUGAGCUACAGUGACCCAUCCAUAGAGUCUGGCUUUGCCAAGACUGGAUUCCAUUUAGAGAAGGCUCACUCUGCCCCACUUAGAAACUACUUCCCUCGAGUAGCUAGAGACGAGGAGCUCAUCUUUAAUGGCAACUCCAUUUACCAGACCAACUUCUCUGAUCUGGUUGGCAAUGGGACCUUUGUGGACGGCGGGGAUUCUAUCCAAUGCGGGGAGAACUCUGUGGACAUGGAGUGCUUCAUGAUUCUGACCCCCAGCCAGCAGUUGGUAGUAGCGAUCAUGGCACUCACCCUGGGAACCUUCACAGUGCUGGAGAACCUUAUUGUACUGUGUGUGAUCCUCCACUCCAGCACCCUGCGCUGUCGGCCCUCCUACCACUUCAUAGGAAGCCUGGCUGUGGCUGACCUUCUGGGCAGUGUCAUAUUUGUGUACAGUUUCUUGGACUUCCAUGUGCUACACCGGAAGGACAGCCCCAAUGUGUUUCUCUUUAAGCUUGGUGGGGUCAUCGCCUCUUUCAGUGCCUCUGUGGGCAGUCUCUUUCUCACAGCCAUAGACCGCUACAUCUCCAUCCACAGGCCCAUGGCUUACAAGCGGAUUGUCACCAAGACAAAGGCUGUCAUCGCCUUCUGCAUGAUGUGGACUAUCUCAAUCGUCAUCGCGGUGCUCCCCCUACUGGGCUGGAACUGUAAGCAACUGAACUCAGUGUGCUCUGACAUUUUCCCACUCAUCGACGUGAAGUACCUGAUGUUCUGGAUAGGGAUGACCAGUGUGCUGCUGCUGUUUAUCAUCUAUGCCUACAUGUUCAUCCUGUGGAAGGCCCACCACCACGCCGUGCGCAUGAUGAGCCGCCACUCCCAGAAGAGCAUCAUCGUCUACACAGCGCAUGGCACCAAGGUACAGACAAUGCGACCCGAGCAGGCCCGCAUGGACAUCCGCCUGGCCAAGACCUUAGUGCUGAUUCUUGUGGUCCUCGUCAUCUGCUGGGGCCCUGUGCUGGCCAUCAUGGUCUACGACCUGUUCUGGAAGAUGAACAACUUUAUCAAGACGGUUUUUGCCUUCUGCAGCAUGCUCUGCCUGCUCAACUCCACCGUCAACCCCAUCAUCUACGCCCUGAGGAGUAAGGACCUGCGCCGGGCCUUUCUUAACAUCUGCCAGACAUGCAGGGGAACUUCUCAACUACUGGACAACAGUGCUGAGUCCGAUUGCCACAGCAGGAGCGUAAAAGGCACAGCCACAGCCUACAAAUCCACGGCUAGCUGUGCAAACACCACUGUGAAAUUGGCCAAAGUUACCCUUUUGGUCUCCCCCGAGACAACUGCGUCUACCAUUAUGUGACUGUGAAGGAAUCGACUGAAGGAAUUAUGCAGAGUAGUCACUACCCCAACUUGCACUGCACUGAAAGUUUGCUAAACAUCAACUUCUAAUUCAGUUCUUUGAAGUAUAUGUAGCUAUAGGAUAAGAGAAUGUGGCUUUUUAUUUCAAUCUUUCAGAAGAAAUUCAUUUUCAUUGGGAAAUAAUGGCGAUAAUCAUUGUUAAACUGUACAGUUGUGUAUUUAGUGGCAUGCUUUGACUGUAUGGUUUGUCUCUAAAGUGCUUGUAGGUGAAAUUGGCUGCUCUUUAUAUUGUAAAUUAGUACAUUGUGAUGGUUUGUAGUUCUUGUCAUAAAGCAUGUUGU
This is a messenger RNA of Oncorhynchus kisutch (coho salmon), 2898 nucleotides long. Its product is annotated as cannabinoid receptor type 1A-like. Gene Ontology annotation, biological process: G protein-coupled receptor signaling pathway. The record is from RefSeq and is a predicted model, not a curated record. Gene Ontology annotation, molecular function: cannabinoid receptor activity. The coding region runs from base 1143 to 2558 and encodes 471 amino acids. Lineage: Eukaryota; Metazoa; Chordata; Actinopteri; Salmoniformes; Salmonidae. The transcript has a single exon. Gene Ontology annotation, cellular component: membrane.